CUUAGAAGUGUUUCAGUAGUCCUGUGGUAGAUAAUUGUGUUGUGAGUGGGAAAGUUUUAACAGGGCGAUGGAGAAACAGGAGGCAUUUUCCCAUUGGAAGCAGCAAUCAUUGCGGAAAGCAGAUGUCAGUAAGAAAGGCAGCGUAGAUGAGGAUAUCGAAGAGACUGUGCGUCUGAUUAACCAGCAGGAGCGCUAUUUCACCACCAGCUCAUGCUCGGGGAGGGUGAUCAUGAUCAAUGAGACUCUGGAUAGCUCUAUAAUACAGAAGCAGAACUGUUCCUGGCUUUUUGUAACGCAUCAGCUUUGUAAACCUGAUGAUGUGUUUGCAGCGCUAAAGAAUGCUACUGGGGAUGUUGUGCUGAAGUUUGAACCAUUUGUCCUUCAUGUCCAGUGUCAUAAACUUGAGGAUGCACAGAUUCUACAUGGUGUUGCAAUUAAUUCUGGCUUCAGGAAUUCCGGAAUCACUGUUGGAAAGAAAGGAAAAAUUAUAAUGGCAGUACGAAGUACCCAUGGCUUGGAAGUCCCUCUCACACAAAAUGGGAAGUGUUUGGUAAGCCAAGAGUAUAUAGAAUUUCUGGUGCAGACAGCGAAUAGGAAAAUGGAAGAGAAUAAAAGACGAAUAACCAGGUUUCACAGCUGCCUUCUGAAAGCUUUACAAAAAGGAGACUGCGCCCAUGACGCUCCAUCUAAGGAACAAGCGCCAAGUUGUGUUUAUGUUCGUAGAAGGAAAAGAAAAGACAGAAGCAGGAAAUCAAACUGUUCUUCCAGUGAAGAGGAACAUUCUGAUUCAGAGCCUGAACUAACACUUUUAAAUGACCACUGACAAUUUUUUUUUAUUUUUUUUGUUUAAAUUCUGGAAAAAAAAUUUUGUAUUUAUUUUUGAUAAGGUUAAUUGCUCUUUUUGUGAUUGCUCACCGCAAAUAAAUUCAUACAGAUGAGUUGA
Xenopus tropicalis (tropical clawed frog) is the source of this 943-nucleotide messenger RNA. It is a transcript of the gene tyw3, whose product is annotated as tRNA-yW synthesizing protein 3 homolog. NCBI's taxonomy places the organism in Eukaryota, Metazoa, Chordata, Amphibia, Anura, Pipidae. The record is from RefSeq and is marked provisional.